AUGGCUUCAAAGCCAGAACAAGAACAAAAGCUACACUUGACAUUCUUGAUGGACACAGAAAAAAACAGUGUAGUUGUGGCUGAAGCAAACGGCGACUUCGUUGACACUUUGUUUAGUUUUCUCACACUUCCAUUUGGAACUAUCACCAGACUUGUCUUCAAGAAUCGACCAGAGCAAGAAACAUUUGGUUGCAUAGGUAAUCUAUACAAGAGUGUGGAAAAUAUAAGUGAUGAGGUUUUCUUAAACAGUAUCUGCAAAAAAAUGUUGCUUUAUCCCCGCAACAAUUCUGAGUCUUAUUGCCAGAAACUGAAGUUGAAUGUGGAUGACUCAGAACCUACAAAGUACUUCAUUUGUAGCACUUGUGUAGAAACGGGUCGGUUGAGUACUUUUGUUGGUGCUAGACGUUGUUGUUGUGGGAAUUUGAUGGACAAAGAAAUUAAGCUGCAUAGAGAAUUUGGUAAUAGCGAUUGUGUUUUUGUUAAGAAAGAAUGUCUGUAUUUAAUUUUUGAUGAUUUAAAAGUGAUGCAAAGCUUUCCCGGCAACACACUUCACCAGCUCCAACAACUUGGUUACAAAAACAUGAACAAGCUUACACACAUGUCCGCGACCUUCGGUUUGAAUGAGAUUUUGGAGUUACUCAGGAAAGCAUUAACUUCCAAGUCUCCUCUCAGCGAUGUAUUCUUGCGAAAUGGAAAUUUUUCAUAUAAGUGCACUUUCUCCUCAAGGACUCUAAUUUCUAAUCUUCCUACUACUAGGAUUAUGGAUCUUAAGGUAACUAUAAGUAAAUCAAAGAAGAAAAUAGUGUAUGCUGAAGCUGAGAGAGAUUUUGUAAAUUUUUUAUUCAGUUUCCUCACAGCACCUAUAGGAUCUAUUGUAGUGCAAUUGAAUGGCAUUUGUUUUAUCGGAUGUAUGAAUAACUUGCACAAAAGUGUGACAGAACUCGACUGUUCAUGUUUUGUAAUGGCAUUGCCUAUACGAAAUCCCAAAGUGGCUCCUCAAUUUGGUUAUUUGAAGCAACCUCUGAAAUAUCUUUGUGAAGAAAAAACUCCUAAUUAUUGGUACGAUAAUGGUGAGGUUGCAAAGGAUAAAUGUAUAAGCUAUUUGUCAAAGCCAUUAAAGCUUUUUGAUCCAAGAUCUCCAUAUGAAAAAAUUGAAUCUGCUGUGGGAUUUGUGAAGGCAUCAAAAUUUGUUGUGUUGGAUAAUCUGCAAGUGACAGCAUUGGAUAAUAAUACUUCUUGCAUUGCAUUUUUGCAAAAACUCAACAUUCCAAUCGAUGAUUUGGAGGAGCAUCAAGUUGGAAUUGGAGAGAAAGAGGCACUAUACUUGUUGGAAGCUUCUUUGACUUCUACCGAAGCUGUAUUAACAGAAGCCUUAUUCCAUCUGAUCGAGAAGACGAAAGAAGAAACUAACUGA
Lathyrus sativus (Indian pea) is the source of this 1413-nucleotide messenger RNA. Lineage: Eukaryota; Viridiplantae; Streptophyta; Magnoliopsida; Fabales; Fabaceae. The record is from the annotation of a GenBank genome assembly.